AUGAUAAGUAGCCAUACAUACACAGUAGAUAAUGGGCUUGGAUACCAUUAUUUGUUUUUAAUUCCUCUGUUAAUUUUUCUUACGGCAAGAUUUAUUUAUUUAAUAUUUAACCGUGGAAAAUUAAAAAAUAACCUCUCGUCAGUCAAGACCAUGAUUAUCCUCGGCUCUGGUGGUCACACUACAGAAAUGUUCAAGGUGUUAAAUUUCCUAGACUUAGAUAAAUAUUCCCCGCGAGUUUACGUCCACGGGCACAGUGAUCUAAUGAGCGAAUUAAAACUUAAAAGUUUUGAAGUAGACAAUGAUUGCAAAGUGAUUAAAAUUUUCCGCAGCCGAGAAGUCGGCCAGUCUUAUUACACGAGUGUCAUCACCACUUUGAUAGCGUUUAUUAAUGCUGGAGUAAUUAUGUUUAGAGAAAAGCCGGAUUUGAUUCUGGCUAAUGGUCCUGGCACAUGUGUUCCUUUGUGUUUAGUUGCUUUUAUUUUUCAAUUGUUUUUUUUUAAUGACACUACUGUCAUUUUUAUUGAAAGCUUUUGCAGAGUUAAAACUCUUUCGCUUACUGGAAAAAUUUUGUACUUUUUUGCUGAUCAUAUUAUUUUACAGUGGCCUUAUAUUUGUCGGGAAAAAUAUAAUGUACAUGUUAUUAAAUAAAUAAAUAAAUAAAUUUUAUGACAAUUAAGUUA
Cotesia glomerata is the source of this 680-nucleotide messenger RNA. It is a transcript of the gene Alg14, whose product is annotated as UDP-N-acetylglucosamine transferase subunit ALG14 homolog. NCBI's taxonomy places the organism in Eukaryota, Metazoa, Arthropoda, Insecta, Hymenoptera, Braconidae. The coding region runs from base 1 to 648 and encodes 215 amino acids. The record is from RefSeq and is a predicted model, not a curated record. Gene Ontology annotation, cellular component: UDP-N-acetylglucosamine transferase complex. Gene Ontology annotation, biological process: dolichol-linked oligosaccharide biosynthetic process. The transcript is spliced from 2 exons.